UUUUCUCCUUCUUCUGUUCCCCUCCCUGUGAGUGCGCACGAUCAGUAGAUGCCGCUGGAUCUCCGGCUGCCGCGGGAGGCGGAUGGGACGCUGCAUGUGACAUCCGUAUGUGCAUAGGAGGAUAACGGUGAUCUCUGGCGGCUCUGUGCAAUGUGACGGGACCCAUCGGGCAGGAAUUGUUUUACCAGCUAGUCCAACAUCUCAAAGAUUGGAAGAAAAAAAAUGGCAAACUCCAGAGAGAACUCACAAAGAAUCUUACUUGAACCUUACAAGUAUUUACUUCAACUUCCAGGUAAGCACAUAAGGACAAAGUUAUCUCAGGCUUUCAACCACUGGUUAAAUGUGCCUGAAGACAAGACACAGGUGAUAAUUGAAGUGACAGAAAUGCUGCACAACGCCAGUCUACUUAUUGAUGACAUUGAAGACAACUCCAAGCUUCGCCGCGGUUUCCCAGUUGCUCAUAGCAUUUAUGGUGUUCCCUCAGUUAUUAAUUCUGCAAAUUAUGUAUAUUUCUUGGGUUUGGAGAAAGUUUUAACUCUUAAUCAUCCAAAUGCUGUCAAUGUUUUUACCCAACAAUUACUUGAACUCCACCAUGGCCAAGGCUUAGACAUAUACUGGAGAGAUACAUAUACUUGUCCUACAGAAGCAGAAUAUAAAGCUAUGGUCUUGCAGAAAACGGGAGGUCUUUUUGGAUUAGCUGUUGGCCUCAUGCAGUUGUUCUCUUCAUAUGAUAAAGACUUGAAGCCAUUGUUAAACACUCUUGGACUGUUUUUUCAAAUCCGAGAUGAUUAUGCAAAUUUAAACUCCAAAGAGUACAGCGAAAACAAAAGCUUUUGUGAAGAUUUGACAGAAGGAAAGUUUUCAUUUCCUAUAAUACAUGCAAUAUGGGCAAGACCUGAAAGUACUCAGGUGCAAAAUAUUUUGCGACAGAGAACAGAAAAUGUAGAUAUCAAGAAAUACUGUGUUCAUUAUCUUGAGAAGGUAGGCUCUUUUGAAUAUACGAGGCAAACUUUAAAAGAAUUGGAAAGUGAAGCAUACGGCCUCAUUGAAUCUUUAGGAGGAAAUCCCGAGUUGAUUUCAAUAAUUGACAACCUUAGCAAAAUGUAUAAAAGCCCAUAAUAAUGUAAUCUUUAAACUGUUGCUGAUGAUACUAUAUGGGUUAAUGCACUCAAUACUUUACAUAUACUAAUAUCAAUUGUGCAUUAUAAAGGUUUUUAUUUUAUUUUUUUUAUCCUAAAAGGGCUUUUUCGCAAGUAUUAUUUCACCCAGACUACAUUGGCAAGCUCCUAGUUUUUCUACUGUUAAUUCACAAUUGACUCAACCUUGAGUAAUUUAUGGUAAAGUAGUCCACUUCAGCAACUGAUUUCAGACCAGGUUAAAUACAAUAUGUCCUGUAACUAGAAUUGUCAUGCUCCAACUACAUCAAUAAACAGACUUUUCAUAAACAUAUCCAUAGAUGCCAUGAAGUCUUUUGAAACUGAAUACCUCCCACUUAGUGCCCUCUGCUGAUCACCACCAGUUACAGUAACAGCUGGGCAUGCACUGAUUAUCCAUCCUGCCAACCAGCCUUGCCAGCCCUCCACUCUGUAGGAAUUCCUGUGAAGGAGGAGACGAGAGUUUUUGGCUGAUGGGCAGAACAAAGAGUGCCUACUUAAAUGUCAGGGGUUUUGGUGUUAGCAGUGUUUCUUUUCUCUCUUUUUUUUUAAAUUUAACUCAGGAAUAUGAGAUAGGAAAGGAGUAGAGUAAUGGGUCCUCUGCUUUAUAUUGGGUAUAUAAUAUUAUUUUAUUAUUCACUAUGUAACCCUGAUCUGCUGUUACAUACUGUAUAAAAUAAAGUGCUUCAUUUCAUUUUU
Messenger RNA from Pseudophryne corroboree (corroboree frog), 1853 nucleotides. It is a transcript of the gene GGPS1, whose product is annotated as geranylgeranyl diphosphate synthase 1. The record is from RefSeq and is a predicted model, not a curated record. Gene Ontology annotation, biological process: isoprenoid biosynthetic process. The transcript has 4 exons. Gene Ontology annotation, molecular function: prenyltransferase activity. Lineage: Eukaryota; Metazoa; Chordata; Amphibia; Anura; Myobatrachidae. Bases 223 to 1119 code for a protein of 298 amino acids.